CGCUCCCGCGGCGGAGUCCUGCGCGUAUCCCGCCCCGGCAGCCGGGUCUCGUUUCGCCGCUUCCUGCCGGAAGUGAAGCGGAGGAAGCGGAAGUGCGGGUGUCUGCGGCCGGGGACGCGGCGGCCGGGCGGGAGGCGCGAUGUCGGCCAGCGCGGUCUACGUGCUGGACCUCAAGGGGAAGGUUCUCAUCUGCCGGAACUACCGUGGGGAUGUGGACAUGUCAGAGGUGGAGCAUUUUAUGCCGAUCCUUAUGGAAAAGGAAGAAGAGGGGACGCUCUCUCCUAUUCUAGCGCACGGGGGAGUUCGUUUUAUGUGGAUUAAACAUAACAACUUAUAUCUUGUUGCAACUUCUAAGAAAAACGCUUGUGUGUCACUGGUGUUUUCAUUUUUAUAUAAAGUAGUUCAGGUUUUUUCUGAAUAUUUCAAGGAGUUGGAAGAAGAGAGCAUUAGGGAUAAUUUUGUUAUUAUUUAUGAGUUGUUAGAUGAGCUUAUGGAUUUUGGUUAUCCGCAAACCACUGACAGUAAAAUUUUACAGGAGUACAUCACUCAGGAAGGUCACAAACUUGAAACUGGAGCUCCCCGUCCGCCCGCCACCGUUACGAAUGCCGUUUCGUGGAGAUCAGAAGGGAUAAAAUACAGGAAAAACGAAGUUUUCCUGGACGUUAUAGAGUCUGUUAACCUGCUGGUCAGUGCCAAUGGAAACGUGUUACGGAGCGAGAUCGUGGGGUCCAUUAAAAUGCGAGUCUUUCUGUCGGGAAUGCCGGAGCUGCGCCUCGGUCUGAACGACAAAGUUCUCUUUGACAACACAGGCCGUGGCAAAAGUAAAUCAGUAGAACUGGAAGAUGUAAAGUUUCACCAGUGUGUUCGUCUCUCUCGCUUUGAAAACGACAGGACAAUUUCUUUCAUUCCGCCUGACGGGGAGUUUGAGCUCAUGUCGUAUCGUCUUAAUACCCACGUAAAACCACUGAUCUGGAUUGAAUCUGUGAUUGAAAAACAUUCCCACAGCCGCAUCGAGUACAUGAUCAAGGCAAAAAGUCAAUUUAAGCGGAGAUCAACUGCCAACAACGUGGAGAUUCACAUUCCGGUUCCAAACGACGCGGACUCGCCAAAGUUUAAAACCACUGUUGGAAGUGUCAAAUGGGUUCCCGAGAACAGUGAGAUUGUCUGGUCCAUUAAAUCUUUUCCAGGUGGAAAAGAAUACCUGAUGAGAGCUCACUUUGGGCUGCCCAGUGUCGAAGCUGAGGACAAGGAAGGAAAACCUCCCAUCAGUGUAAAGUUCGAGAUUCCGUACUUCACCACUUCAGGAAUCCAGGUUCGCUACUUAAAGAUCAUUGAGAAGAGUGGCUACCAGGCCCUCCCGUGGGUUCGUUACAUCACCCAGAAUGGAGACUACCAGCUCCGGACACAGUAAAACGUCUCGCGGGCGCCGCAGACAGAGCUCCGGGCCUGGAAUUCGUUGCAGACGCUUCUGUGAACGUUGUUGCCAAGGGUCUCGUUUCUGCAGUCCUGGGAUUGGCAGGAGGAAGAUGGGAAAAUCACUCUUUUCAAUGAUGUGUUGAGCAUUCGAACCAUUAGUAUUGAUUGUGUGAAUAUUUAUUUCAUUGUUAGGACGUGCUGAUCUUGCUGCUGAAUGCUGAUUAUGGUAGGAGUAGCCAGGAAUACAGAGUGAACCUUGAGAAUGUCUCGUCAACGCCUUGUCGGUACAUUCGCAAAGUUUCUGGUGGUUUAGGGUCUCGAAAGACAUCGGCAGCGUUUGCUACAAAUUGGGAGACAAUUGUGCAAUUAACUGACUGCUGAACACUUGGUUGUAUUUAGCCCAAGGUAUUUAUUUGUUUCUCGGGGCAUGUUGGUGCCUUAACUCAUUCGGAGCUCUCUUUACUUAUAAAAACUCACGGAAUAUGAGCUUAAAACUACCUGAAGUCCAAAAAUACUGUUUGCUGGGUUUGCGUGGUUCCAAACCAGUUAAUGUGACAGAACAAGUUCAAGCGGAGGCUUUGGAGGCAAAAUAGGGGUGCGUUAAAGACCUGUAAGAGGCCAAAACCAUUCUGGAGGGGAUGAUUGGUAGGAAGAUUGGCUCUUUUAAUAAUUAUUUUCCAGGUAGCAGUGACACACCCCGAUCUUCCUGCAGACUGCUCGUUGCAGGUCCAAACACGGUUGCCAUGUUUCUCGCAGCUCGCCUUUGUUCUUUAGGGCCAGUCGUGCCCUUUUUGCUCUAGUUGGCUGGAACUGUUGAACUGUGUUUGCCCUGCGGGCGGCACUUGCGUUCUCAUCCUCCCUUUUACGCAGCGGUCGUUACCGUUUCCUGCCAGAACGGAGGAGGGUUCGGGAUGCUGUACUUAAAGGUGUUAUUUUUUUACAUGCAGUUUCAUUUAUUUUUCUGAGAAGCUCGAUUGGCAUGGCUGUACAUAUUCUGAUUUUUUUUGGGAGAAUUUUGACACUUAUCAGUAUUUUCUUUAAGCAAUUUUUAGGAUGUUUUGGCUUGAGUUCAGUACUCCUGACGUGCUGCGUUUAAACCAUCAAAAAUCUAAAUAUAUAUGUCCAGAAACGUGAUUUGAUAAACACAGCGUGUGCAGGGUUCUCCACGCCAUUAGGAGUCUUGCGCUCUCCCACCAGCUUGCCGAGAUGCUUCAGUCCUUGCAGACUCUAUGGAGAGAGGUGUGUGUGCGCGCGUGGGUCUGAUCAGCCAGGACGCUCCUGUCCCGGGUGCAGCGGCUGUGCCGCGGCCGAGCGGGUGUGGACGUGUGUUCUGCAGUGAGAUGACUGUCUUUGUCACCCGCAUCUCCACGUUGAAACAAAUUAAACCACCUUGUUCCAGAUUUGGUUCCACUGCUCGUUCUCAUUUGAACAAUUAAGCUCAUGACUGGACUGAACAUUUUUAUAUGGAAACUGUAACUGGUUGACGCUUUCUGAUGACUCUGUUCUUCAAACUGCUUUAAUUAUUUGCCUGUAAAAUGUGACUCAAUGCUUGUUUUCCUUUUGAAGGUUGUAUCUCGUGGACCACAACAGUGUUUUUUCUCAUAUUUUGUCACAGUUUGACUGUUUAAUGAUGGGGCAUCAGCCGCGCUUGUCCAGGAACUAAUAAAGGGCAGAAACUCCUCUUGGAA
This is a messenger RNA of Columba livia (rock pigeon), 3104 nucleotides long. It is a transcript of the gene AP1M1, whose product is annotated as adaptor related protein complex 1 subunit mu 1. The coding region runs from base 140 to 1411 and encodes 423 amino acids. The record is from RefSeq and is a predicted model, not a curated record. Gene Ontology annotation, molecular function: clathrin-cargo adaptor activity. Gene Ontology annotation, biological process: intracellular protein transport; vesicle-mediated transport. The transcript is spliced from 12 exons. Gene Ontology annotation, cellular component: clathrin adaptor complex; clathrin-coated vesicle. NCBI's taxonomy places the organism in Eukaryota, Metazoa, Chordata, Aves, Columbiformes, Columbidae.